Dermacentor silvarum is the source of this 5630-nucleotide messenger RNA. RefSeq lists its product as uncharacterized. Lineage: Eukaryota; Metazoa; Arthropoda; Arachnida; Ixodida; Ixodidae. The record is from RefSeq and is a predicted model, not a curated record. The transcript is spliced from 10 exons. The coding region runs from base 283 to 1527 and encodes 414 amino acids.
UUGUGCGAGUUCCGGACGGUGAGCGGCAAGAUCCUGAAGACGGUGGACGCCGUGUUCCAGAACGUGACCACCCUGGAGGACUGCCGGCGGCUCUGCCUCAGCGUGCCCUACCGGUGCCACUCGUUUGACCUGGGUGACCCCGACAACAGCGUGUGCCGCAUCAGCCACCACGCGAGGGCGUCGCUUUCACACAUCGAGAACCCCUACCUCGAGAUACCCGGCGCCGCCACCAACGAGCUCGCCGCCUGCUACAACGUGACCAUUCAGUGCAAGGCGCGCGAAAUGGUCGCCAUGGUGAAGACGAGCAAGAUCUUCAACGGCAAGGUCUACUCCAAGGCGAGGCCCAACUCGUGCGUCACCGACGUGGUCAACAGCCUCGACUUCCAGAUACGCAUGGCCUACCACGAGCUCGACUGCGAUGUCAAGCAGGAGAACCUAGGCCAGUUCUCGACCGACAUCGUGAUUCAGCACCACGACAUGAUCGUGACCAACCAGGACCUGGGCCUGUCCGUGCACUGCCAGUACGACCUCGCCAACCGGAGCGUCUCCAACGGGGUGCAACUGGAGGUCGACGGGCGUGAAGUGGAGACCUCGCAAAGCCAGUUGGCCACGGUGAGCUCGCCAAACGUGACCAUGCGCAUCACCGACCGCCAAGGAGACGAUGUGUUCACGGCUCAAGUGGGAGACCCCCUGGCGCUUCGAUUCGAGAUCGUCGACAGCAACAGCCCAUACGAGAUCUUCGUGCGCGAGCUCGUCGCCAUGGAUGGCGUGGAUAGCAGUGAGAUAUUGCUGGUCGACAGCCACGGAUGUCCCACCGACCGCACCAUCAUGGGUCCGCUGCACAAGGUCAACGACGACGGCAAGGUCCUUCACGCGCCCUUCGACGCCUUCAAGUUUCCAACCUCCGAGAUUGUCCAGUUCAAGGCGCUCGUGACACCCUGUCUGCCAACCUGCGAAGCGGCCCGUUGUUCGGAGAAAAGCCAGACUCCCUACGGACGCGAGGUGGACUCAUUCGGUCGCCGGCGUCGCCGGUGGACCGAGGAGGGCGUCCCGGGCGAGAACGGGGUGUGGCGUCGCUCUCGCCGAUCGUCGUCGCCGGCCGCCGGUGACGACGAAGACGACGAACUGGUCGUCGUGCAGACGAUCCACAUCACCGACAAGUUCGGCUUCGCCAGGUCGCAGCAAAAGGACGGCGAGAACGGAGCGGACGGUUCGUCGAGGGACACUAUGAUGUUGCCCACGGACGGUUCGAGCUGCAUCAACGUGGUCGGUCUCAUAGUGGCCUGCUCUAUGUUCCUGAUGGCCCAGGUGGUCCUACUGCUCGUCUGGGGCUGCGUCUGGCAACGCAGGCGCCGUAACAAGCUCGACGAGUGCAACACGCCCAGCAUCGACAUCCUCUACUCGUCUUCCAGAGAAAGCAGCGUGCGGUAUGUGAGGGAUGGCGCCUCCAGCCGUCAAGCAGCUGGCAGCGCGGCGUUCAACUCGAUUUUCAACGGGCCUUGCCGGCAACUGCAGUCCAGGCGCUGAAAGAUAUGCAAUAUCUCUCGCGCCAGCAUCUACGUACUACACACACACUAAUGCGUGCAUGGCGCGAAGCAAGAAAGCUCCCAACUGUGCGCCAACGACUAGCUCAACACUGCCAACACGUGCGAGAACGACAAAUUCCGAGAAAAGUGUCUGCUACGUCUACACGGAACUUCUUCAAGACGUAUUCACGAAGUCCACGCAGCGACCACGCGCACUGCGACCGGCCGUCGGCAUCUCCGAAGCCAGUGGAAAGAAAAACAAAAAAGAAAGACAGUACGACUGGUGUUUGGUGCAAUGCCUACGAUGUGUAUGUGGCUGCCAACGCUGCCUCUGAACUUUGUUUUUUGUGUUUGUGUGCUAAUGCGUGGAAUCUUCUUUUCGGUCCCUCUUGUGCGUCGUGGCGUGCGCACCAAAGAACAAUUGUUUGGCCGGACGGCGCAAGAUCUGACACGCCAGUUCAUUGACUCCAGUGGGCUGGACGUUUAUUUCGUGUGCAUCGAAUGUGAACUCUCUUUGAACCUUCUGUGAAGUGAACAUUGUUGUGGUCUCGUGUGCCUUGAACUGCUCUUGAAGAAAGGGACUGGUUCCCUAACGUAUAGUUCGAUAUCUGGAAACAUGGCAAUGACUGCGAAAGCUUUAGUCUCGCAGGAGUUGGCUCAUGCCUGCAGUGUGCAAGACAGUCUAGUAUUAGGUGCUGGUUACUCUUUCUAGUUUUAGUCCGCGUAGAACGCGAGGCUGACACGCAAAAAUUCAACUUGCCGCUCUUGAAUCUAGUUAUGGUUUCGGUUUCGGCUGUUGCUGGUGGUUGCGCCUAAAAGCAUGACAUAAGAGCCGGAAUCAUAGUUUAAUGUCAUAUGGCAUUUGCGUAACGUUCGAACCGAUCCUGGUUUUAGCGUCUGUGUUCGUUUUAUCGUGAGCUUCUUCUGGAUAUCGUUUGCGCUGAUUUUAUAUAUAUUAACUAACUGUUGAGCAGCAGCUCUUAACCAGACACGCUUAGCUUGCGUUAAAGGUGUUGUCUAGUUCGAAAAGUUGGAAAGGGGCUUCCAUCUGAGCUUUAGUGGCCGGUAUUUAUAUUUCGCCCUUGCUAUACGGGGGCCUGCACUACAAGAUAGUUUUAUGCACUACGUUCAUCAAACCCACAAGGCAGCUAGCUCUUCGCAGCGUUUAUAUUUUUUCUUUCAUCAGUUCAGUGUCCAUAUACCGUUUAACCAUGAUCAGUGUCACAUAAAUUACUGUGACGUGACUCACCAGGGGGAAUAGGGCGAGCCGUAGUCGUGUUACCUCACUCUCUUUCACUUCGCAAACUCAUGUUGUUACUCAGCGCGUUGCUUGGCACGCGGGUAUUUCGGAUGCGCAUCGCUUUUUACGGUAACAAAAAUCGGUGCAAGAAUCAGUAAAAUGUUUCAGAUGAGAGUUUUUACCGUCCGUUCCACGUAACAUUCAUCUCAAAACUCGCGUUUAAUUACGUAAUUUAAUCCACGGUAGUCUAAUUAACUUAACGAUCACAGGGGCACAACGAGCCUUGCUGCCAGACCACAGAGACACCGUGUGGACGCUUGUCUGCCCUCCUCUCAGUCGGGUCAGAAUGACGUGCCUUACUUAGACAACGGCUGUGCCUGCGUGUCUCGUGACACGACGUCAUCAACGAAGGCCGACGCUCCCUCUGCAAACCACGCGAAAGUAAUGAACGUCUGUCAAGGGUCGCCGGCUGUCCCACUUUGAAUGUUUACAUAUUAUUUAUGGAUGACGUCAUGUCGCGCGAGAAGCUCAGGCGUGGAAGUUGUCGAACCUCCGCAAAUUCUCGCAAAAUCCUCGACUCCAACCAAGCUCUUCCUCCAUUUCAAUGAGUGGAGCACAGCGCUGCCCUUCGACUGAAGAAGACGCUACGCUUUUCAAAAACUGCCGCAGAUUGUCAGUGAAGCGCAGGGACAACUUCUCUCGAAGGUUGGCGCUACAAUCUGCUUGUAAAACCCCUGGAGCCUCUAGCCGCCGUGCUACGCGAUUGGACGAUAACUUCAGCGCGCCUCCUGGUGCGGACCAAGAACAGCUAGCAGACGACGGCGCCUGGCGCGAAACGGUCGCCGGUCUCAAACGGAGCACACGCAUAUAUUUCACUUGAUUCACCCUGUGCCCUGCACCGCGCCCGUCAUUGCGAAGUGCCGUCGGCGCGGCGAGUGAUAAGAUUGGAACGGAAUCAAAGAAUAGAACCAGGCUUCUUUCUGCUAGUUCACCCAAAAGGAAAGCAGCGAAAGACUAUGAUGCGACGUUAACUAACGGAUUGGUCGCAUAAUGCGCGCGCAUUUUGAAUCUUUUUUCGCUUGGACCAAACCAGGAGGCGCUGCAGGCAGUUGGCGCUAUUUUUAGAAGAUCAAGGGCUUUCUUCAAUCGAGGGUCGAGGUGAAGUUGUUGAGGGGAGGGGCGUUCUGGAAUUCAGGGAGACAAAACGUUUGCCGGGCGCACGCUGCCAAGCACGAGCCCCGCGCAUGCGCAGUUGCGUCCUCGAUCAGCCGCUCUGAGUUGCGGAGCGUAAAAGCACUCAUCUAACGCACUGUGUUUCAGCGAAAAUGAAGCAAGUGGUGCGAUCAAAAAAGACUGCUAAAGAAAUGCAUACUCAUAAAAAAAAAGUAUUUGCUUAAAGCAACAUCCGCGCCCGCUUGCGGGCUGCUUCGUGGAGUGAGUAACGGCGAGCGAUAAGAUAAUCAAUGCAGCUUGGCUAUCGCCCAGCCAAGGCCUAGCAUCGUCACAACCGUCACUACGACGCUCCCAUAGUGCCGUGCGAAUACGUUUCCGUUUCGUACAGCCCAGCUGCUACGUCUAUCGUGUGGAAUGACUUGAAAGCCCCUUGCCUAAUGCUGUCCGGCCACUCCGAAAUGGGAUCAUGAAUGCCUUCAACUACUACUUCAUCUUUUGGCAAGAGCAUCUUUGGUCAUGCCCGAAAAAAGGUAUGUCAGAAUUUGCAUGAGUAAAUCAUUGCUACAGGGAGGCUGACAUGCUAAACACUUUUUUUUUCUCAUUAUUACCAUUUUAUUAUGAUCUGUUUCGCAUUUUUAAUUAAUACUCUACCAGCUUCAUCAAAAAUUGCCAUGAGCACAUUUAAACUAUUUGAAGUAUUAAUAAUUUCCAUUCUUUAAAUCUAGAUAAUACACAUCAUUAAGUUAGCUGGAAGAAAGGAAUCUUAUAAUGCUUCAAUUACGAACCUUGGCCAUUGGCACCCCUCAUGGGUGCGUGCCCAUGUGUUAAAUGCAGCAACAACAAAAUUGCAGAUAGUUCACGAAAAAAAUCAGUCAAUCCAAUUCUCAGUUCUUGUCUCUACCUCAUUGCAUUAUAGCUACAGUGGUGACGCUGUCAAACACGCCAAGGUUAGCCUGUUGCGAUGAACAACAUGCACGCUUAUAACUGCACGAUCAUUUUGACGGUACCUGAACAAUCCCAGGGCCAAAACAACCUCAAGUAAUAUUUGUAGGAAGCACUAUGGCACUACGUAUGCCACUACCGCGCAUGCUGAGCAUGUUGAAAGGAGAGAGCAUGAACCAUCUUGUCUUGCAGUGCAUGGGUUUCUCUCUGCCACACAUAGAUGGCCAUACCCUUUUACAGGAGUCUGGUUUCAGUGGCGCAACUAACACAGUUAAAAUUAUAGUUCAACAGCGGAGGGCUAACACUCUUAAAUAACCAAAUGCUGUGCAUCUUCUGCUGUGUGAUCAAUGCAUGUUUUUUCAUUUUUACACCCUGUUGGUCUCCUCUUUUUGAAUUUAUUUUUUUCUUACGAUAGGUUCUGUCUAUGCGUAGCUGCCCAUCCCCCUCCCUUCUAUUUUAAAAAGUGUAAGCCCAAACCAUUAUCAUAAAAGUUGCACCCUUUCUAUUUCACAUUCAGUAGUGCUGCUUUGUAACAUAGAGGGAUGCGCAGUGGAAAAUAACCUUUUUUUUUUUUUUUUUCCAGUUUGCAGUCAGUCUGUCGCACUCCACAAGGAGAGAAAAUUUUGAUGAAGUUUGAAAAUUAAAUUAAAAUAUGGGGUUUUACGUGCCAAAACCACGAUCUGAUUAUGGGGCACGCCGUAGUGGGGGACUCCGGAAAUUUGGACCACCUGGGGUUCUUUAACGUGCAC